Molecule: messenger RNA, 954 nt
Organism: Colletotrichum abscissum
Lineage: Eukaryota; Fungi; Ascomycota; Sordariomycetes; Glomerellales; Glomerellaceae
Exons: 1
Coding region: 1-954 (317 amino acids)
Source: RefSeq, a predicted model, not a curated record
AUGCAUUCUUCCAUCGUCCUCACUUUCCUCGCUGCCGUCGCAACUCUUGCCUCGGCAAGCCCUUCCCUCAACACCAAGCGCGACGACACUGUCUGCGCGCCGGGUACUGGCUUCUUCCAGUCCUGUGCCAAUGGCUUCCGCGGCUGCUGCGAGGCCGACGCCUGCACCAUCGGCUACUGCCCCGGCGUGACCGAAACCUCCGCCAACGCUCCGGCCGAGACCACCCCCGUCAACCCCGGCCACUCGGCCAGCCAGCAAUCCACCGACCCCACCGUCUGCCCUACCGGCACCGGAUUCUUCCAAUCCUGCUCCAACGGCUUCCGUGGAUGUUGCAAGGAGGACGCCUGCGCCAUUGGCUACUGUCCCUCGGCCUCUGUGAAGCGUCAGGACCCGACGGUGUGCGCUCCCGGCACUGGUUUCUUCCAGUCUUGCUCCAACGGCUUCCGUGGAUGCUGCAAGUCUGACGCCUGCACUCUCGGCUACUGCCCUACUACCUCUGCUUCCGAGAAGCGUCAGGAUCCCACCGUCUGUGCCCCUGGCACCGGCUUCUUCCAGUCCUGCUCAAACGGUUUCCGCGGCUGCUGCAAAUCCGACGCCUGCACCUUGGGAUACUGCCCCGAUCUGGCCAUCGCCUCCCCCUCAAAGCGCGCCGCCGACCCUACAGUCUGCGCCCCCGGCACCGGCUUCUUCCAGUCGUGCGCCAACGGCUUCCGCGGCUGCUGCAAGCAGGACGCCUGCACCAUUGGCUAUUGCCCGGACGUCAAGACCUUUGAGACGGUGACCAAGACGGCCCCUCAGACGACCGCCACCCCGACCCCCGAGAGCAAGUCCAAUGCCAACGCUGAUCCCACUGUCUGCGCCCCCGGCACCGGAUUCUUCCAGUCGUGCGCCAACGGCUUCCGCGGCUGCUGCAAGUCUGACGCUUGCACUAUCGGCUACUGCCCCUCCAACUAA